GUUUCCCGCGCCCCUAGCCUCGCUUUUGGAGAGCGGGAACGAGCUCGUUCCUCAGCGUCACACUUCCCCUCCACUCCCAUCGGCCGAGGCCGCUGUCUUCACUUCGUCCUCCUCCUCACUGCCCUUACCGCUGGCCAGGUUUGACAAGAUCAGAGCUGCAGGAGAAUGGACAGUGAAGUACAGAGAGAUGGAAGGAUCUUGGAUUUGAUUGAUGAUGCUUGGCGAGAAGAUAAGCUGCCCUACGAGGAUGUGGCAAUACCACUGAAUGAGCUUCCUGAACCUGAGCAGGACAACGGUGGCACCACAGAAUCUGUUAAAGAACAAGAGAUGAAGUGGACCGACUUGGCCUUACAGUACCUGCACGAGAACGUCCCCCCGGCAGGAAACUGACCCCUGGCUCCCUUCUCAUGGACAGAAAAUUUUUUUUAAUACAGAAUGUUUUCUUUCAGUCUCCUUAUUGAAAUCUUUUAGUGAUCCAACACUCAAAAAUGUACACCCACUUAAUUUGUGGCAGCAAAGUGCAAUGUGGAAAUACCAGAAUGGGAAAUUGGUUGAGAUUUCUCAGGAAUGCAGAAUAUUUGGCUCUUUGAACCUAAAGUUCUUCAUUUGCUAGCUUGUGUUUAAACAUGUUUGGUUAAACAUUUGCCUUUAAUUUUGCUUUACUGUCCGAGUUUAACACUUCCCAUCUGCUUGUGUGUGUCCUGUGACAGGUGCUUGAAGAUAUGAGAGGAAAAGGCGAAGGGAGGGAGCCAGGCUAAGGAGAAUGACUAACUUCCCAUGUACCCCAUUUGGAGACGCAGUCUGAGUGGGUGUGGAGAUGUAUUAGCCAUUCUGAAGCCCAUUCACUGACUGCUGGGAUGCCUGAGAUUCCCCGUGAUGGUUUCAUACCUUGGAUACUUUUAUAAAUUAAACAGAAUCUGACAUUUCCUCUUCUCUCCCCACCACCUUUGAUGCUUCUGGAAAGGAUCUUCAGCUAGAUGAACCACUGGUUUUACCUAGUAAUGGGAUUUACUUUCUCAGAGCCCUUUGAGAUAUAACCAGAACACCAUGGAGCCAGUAUUUAGUUAUAAAUUGUAUGAGAACUUGUACUUUGCAAAACACUUCUGUUACCUCCUUGGAAUUAUUUGCCUCCGUUAA
Molecule: messenger RNA, 1137 nt
Organism: Myotis brandtii (Brandt's bat)
Lineage: Eukaryota; Metazoa; Chordata; Mammalia; Chiroptera; Vespertilionidae
Gene: ANAPC13
Product: anaphase promoting complex subunit 13
Exons: 3
Coding region: 166-390 (74 amino acids)
Biological process (GO): protein K11-linked ubiquitination
Cellular component (GO): anaphase-promoting complex
Source: RefSeq, a predicted model, not a curated record